Messenger RNA from Gastrolobium bilobum, 1754 nucleotides. Its product is annotated as decapping 5-like protein. The transcript is spliced from 8 exons. Gene Ontology annotation, molecular function: mRNA binding. The record is from RefSeq and is a predicted model, not a curated record. Gene Ontology annotation, cellular component: P-body. Lineage: Eukaryota; Viridiplantae; Streptophyta; Magnoliopsida; Fabales; Fabaceae. Gene Ontology annotation, biological process: P-body assembly; cytoplasmic stress granule assembly. Bases 1 to 1212 code for a protein of 403 amino acids.
AUGGCGAGUGAAUCCGGCAUGAUAGGUCCUUCAACUCCGUCGUCGAAUUCCGUGGAGUCCUACAUUGGUUCCUUCAUCAGCUUGAUUUCCAAGUGCGAAAUUCGCUACGAAGGUGUUCUCUAUUUCCUUAACUUCCAGGAUUCCACCAUUGGCUUGCAGAACGUUAGUUCCUACGGAACGGAGGGAAGAAGAAAAGAUGGUCCACAAGUUCCUCCAAGUGAUAAAGUUUAUGAAUACAUUCUUUUCAGAGGAAAUGACAUUAAGAAUUUGCAGAUCAAGCCCUCCUCCACAUUUGCCAAAGAACCAGAGCAGAUUUUUAGUGAUCCAGCUAUUAUUCAGAUACGCCUGCUUUGUCCAGUAAAGCCCUUCCUGUUGGGUAAGACACCUAUGCCAUAUUCUGCAUCCAUGACUUUUGAUGGAUCAAACAUGCCUUCGUUUUCUUUACCUCUCCAAGACCUUAGUUCUAUUGAAGGUCAAAUAUCUGGAAAAAUUUGUCCUGACCCAAGACCACUUUAUGCUGGACAUUCCGACGUUCAUCCUGCUUCUUCAUUUGUAGAUUCUACUUCAGUUCCCUUGCCAACACCUCCAUCUUUUUCGACUCUAGAUCAAUUUGUACACCGUGGAGAACAGUUGUUUUCUUUAACACCGAAUUUGACCCCUAAUAGGAAGGAUGUGGGUUCUCUGACUCCAGCAUCUUGUGGUUCCUCUGUAUUAAUGCCUUCUCCAGCAUCUAGAGCACCAUUACUACCACUACCAACUUCUGUACACAAGCCUCAAUGCUCAGCUUCACAGUUCACUGAAGAGUUUGAUUUUGAGGCCAUGAAUGAAAAGUUCAAAAAGGAUGAAGUAUGGGGUUCUCUUGGAAAGGCAACCACAAAAAUAGUAGGAGCAGAGGAUAAUGCUUCUCCUCUCAGUUUGGGCGACAACGAAUGUCAUGGGAUGAUACCAAACCCUAAGUCUGCAUACGAGAAAGAUGACUUUUUUGACACAAUUUCUUGUAACUCUAUGACUCGUGGAGUGAGGAAUGGACGAAAUCGUUUAUCUGAGAGAAUGAGACUGGAUACUGAGACAUUUGGCAUUUUCCAACAGAGGCCGAAUGUUGGUUAUGGUGGCUAUGGUGCUGGACGGGGUGAGAAUUUCAGGGGCUCAUAUAAUUGGGGAAGGGGUUAUGGCUAUGGUAGGAGAGGGCGUGGCCCAAACUUUCCUUUCUAGUUAUGGCUAUCGACAUUUUCUGUUGAUCUCCUGUCCGCCAAAGCUCCCCGUUAAUUUUGCCUAUGCCCUUUGUAUGUUCUUGGGCUUUAUGUCAAUGAUGUUAACAUGUUUUUGGAACUUUAAUGUCCGGAUGCUGGGAUGUCAAACUUUCAUGCCUAGUGGUCUGACGUCUACUUUCAAGUAAUUACUGUCUAUCUAGGAAUCAGUAGCCUGAGGAACUCCUUACUCUUUUGCUCCCCUCUUAAAAAAAUGAUAUAUUUUCCUUUUUCCAAUUUUUGGUCGUACAUAUCCAUUGGUCAGUAGUUCAAGGUCACAUUUCAAAAUACCUCCUAUGGUGAUGUUUCUUCCGUAAAAUUUUGGGAAUCCCACGUUUUCUGAACUUAAUUUUUGGUUAUUUAUUUUUCUAGCGUUUUAAAGUGGGCCUAUAUUUGUAUUUUCCGCUCUUCGAUAUCUUCAGUAAUUCUUUUGAAAUGUCAUUGAUUUUAUGACGCAUUAAAUUAGGGUAUUGUUAUUUUUCUAAUUAAUUUGUACAUUCCCCAAUU